AUGCUCUGGAGUGACACAAAGGAUUUAGUCUCUCAGUACACCAAGAAUAAUCCAGGCUGUUUUAACCUGGAGAAAACUCUACUGGGAUUUGUCCUGGAUGGUCAGAGCUGGUGCGGAAAGGAAGGCAGCAAAGAAACAUUCACAAAGUUGUGCCCAGAGUCCAAUGGCUGUGAGAACAGCCCUUAUCGCUCAUUCUGGAGGAAAACCUCGGCUCAAUUUGCAGCCCAUGCCUGUGAGGAAGUCACUGCAAUGUUAAAUGGAGGCAGAAAAGAACCAUUUGAUCCCAACAGUUGUUUUGCACUUGAGGUAGAGAAUCUAAGAAGCUCUGUUGUGAGUCGCUUAAAUGUAGUUCUGGUCGAUGGAAAAGAGUCAAUGUGUAACUCUGAGAAUUUACAGGCCUUAUGGGUAGAACUGAAUAAGAAAGGAAUUAACCAUAACUGCAAGCCAGCAUCUACGGCUGACGUCAAGAAGUGCGAGUGGAACAAGACCAAUCCUUGUGGAGUCUGUUUGUUUUAAGGGGCCUACAGUCCAGUUUAACCUGUAACAUCUUAAAUUUCUUUAUACACAGAUUCAGUUCCUACAUUCACCACAAUACUGCUUUUAUAAAAAUUAAAAAAAAAAUUAAAAAGGCCUGUUGUUCUGAUCCAGGGUUUUUUUUUUUUUUUUUUUUAAUUUUUGGGGUUUUUGGGGUUUUUUUCUGGUAAAAUAUCACGUGCUGU
Messenger RNA from Seriola aureovittata, 719 nucleotides. RefSeq names its product ADP-ribosyl cyclase/cyclic ADP-ribose hydrolase 1-like. Lineage: Eukaryota; Metazoa; Chordata; Actinopteri; Carangiformes; Carangidae. Gene Ontology annotation, biological process: positive regulation of B cell proliferation. The coding region runs from base 1 to 516 and encodes 171 amino acids. Gene Ontology annotation, cellular component: plasma membrane. Gene Ontology annotation, molecular function: NAD+ nucleosidase activity; phosphorus-oxygen lyase activity. The transcript is spliced from 6 exons. The record is from RefSeq and is a predicted model, not a curated record.